AGAAGUAGCGUUGAAGGUCGUUGAUGGCGGUGCUGCCAGACGGCGGGAGGUGCAUGUCAUCACCUAUAGGGCUGAGCUCCUGAAGCAAUGAAAUGAUUUUCCGGCGCCGAACCUCUUUACGCGCGGGUGUGUUUUGACGCGUCUUGCUUCAUCCAGCAGCUUUGCAAAUUUCCUAUCGUCUUCUAUUUGCGUGCAAAUAUUUAUUUUAAAUCCCCUGGAGGCUCAAUUAUAGGCUCGUGUGAAUAUCUCACGGCAAAAUGUCCGAUUACGAAGAUGAAAUGGACGUGGAUGCUCCGUCCAAGAGCACAAUCCAAUUCAGCUCCGAUAAUAGCAGUGGGAAAGCUAAGAGAGUUGUGUCAGACCUACCUGUCGAGGCUCAAGAUAAUCUGCCAUGGGUUGAGAAGUACCGACCAAACACUCUCGACGACGUCUCCGGUCAUAAGGACAUCUUAGCCACAAUUAACAAAUUUGUCGAUGCGAAUCGACUACCGCAUCUUCUUCUGUAUGGGCCUCCGGGAACUGGCAAGACAUCUACAAUCCUUGCGCUCGCAAGGCGGAUAUAUGGGAGCAAAAACAUGCGCCAGAUGGUGCUCGAACUGAAUGCCAGUGACGAUCGAGGCAUUGAUGUUGUCCGAGAACAAAUUAAGACCUUUGCUAGCACGAAACAGAUCUUCUCCAUGGCCCCCCAACCGACCUCCGGUGGAUCGUCACUCGCAUCGUACAAGUUGAUCAUCCUUGACGAAGCAGACGCCAUGACUGCAACCGCGCAAAUGGCACUCCGUCGGAUUAUGGAGAGAUAUACAGCCAAUACGAGAUUCUGCAUUAUUGCCAACUAUACCCACAAAUUAUCGCCCGCGCUUCUGUCGCGUUGCACGCGGUUCCGCUUUAGCCCGCUGAAGGAGCAGGACAUCAGGUCACUGGUUGACCUGGUUAUUGAAAAAGAGCAGGUGAACAUUCAGCCGGAGGCUGUGGACAGCUUGGUCAGAUUGAGUAAGGGUGACAUGCGUCGCGCACUGAACGUGCUACAAGCGUGCCAUGCAAGCAGCAUACCGCUCCCUGUCAAGAAUGCGCCGAAAGACCAACCCCGUCCUGAACCGGAAUUGAUCACAAAUGGAACGAUUUAUGACUGCAUAGCCGCACCGCACCCCGCUGACAUUCAAGAGAUCAUGACUACUCUUCUUGCUACUAGCGACGUCACUUCGUGCCUCAACACUGUGAAUACCUUGAAAUCCAACAAAGGCUUGGCCCUGGCUGAUAUCCUGGCGGCCCUGGGUGAACAGCUGCAGCAGUUAGAAGUCCCUGCACAAACGAGAGUCACCUGGCUGGAGGGACUCGCCGAAAUAGAAUUCCGACUUGCCGGUGGCGGCUCUGAAGCCAUGCAAACCGGUGGUCUGGUUGGAGUUGUACGGAAUGGAUGCGAGCUUAUGGGGGAUAAGGGUGUGUCCAUGGCGAGUUAGCUUCACUAUGUUCUUUGUGAUUAUUUAUUGCAUUUCCACACCACAUGUCAUCAAAACUCGUCAUGUGAUGUCUUCAUGUCGGAGUUUGGGA
This is a messenger RNA of Aspergillus pseudonomiae, 1548 nucleotides long. Its product is annotated as replication factor C subunit 3. Gene Ontology annotation, cellular component: Ctf18 RFC-like complex; Elg1 RFC-like complex; nucleus. NCBI's taxonomy places the organism in Eukaryota, Fungi, Ascomycota, Eurotiomycetes, Eurotiales, Aspergillaceae. Gene Ontology annotation, molecular function: ATP binding; DNA binding; DNA clamp loader activity. The coding region runs from base 258 to 1457 and encodes 399 amino acids. Gene Ontology annotation, biological process: DNA repair; DNA-templated DNA replication. The record is from RefSeq and is a predicted model, not a curated record. The transcript has 5 exons.